Spodoptera exigua (beet armyworm) is the source of this 6090-nucleotide messenger RNA. NCBI's taxonomy places the organism in Eukaryota, Metazoa, Arthropoda, Insecta, Lepidoptera, Noctuidae. The record is from the annotation of a GenBank genome assembly.
AUGUUCAGCCGGGGUUGCGGGAUGACCAGUGAAAAUAUGAAGGAACGUUGGGACCAGCUAGGCCUACCACCGAUGGAGUUGGCUGAGUCAUCGGGAAAUAAUUCAACGAAAAUUAUUAUUGUCACUGGGAAUAAUGACCUUCCAAAUGUAACACUUCACAAUAUGGAAUUAUAUUCUAUUCAUUUGGAUUCACAAGCGAAAAACGAAACAUCUGAACAAGAACAAAUAUUAGAUCCUUUGAUCCUAGAAAGAAAGAAAAGAGAAAUAACUUCAGCAAAAUCAACGGAAAACAUGGAAGAACCCAUCAUUUACAGUGAUGAACAGUUACAGAAAUCUCGGGAGCUUAUGCUUGAGUAUGAUGCACACUGUAAAGAAGAAAAUAAAAACCAAAUCUGCAAAGACUUGGUUAUGAAAUUGAGAGAGCUACAACACAAUGAUGAAAUGAAAAGUAAAGAAGAUGAAACUAAAAUGAAUUUAGAUGUCAACAAUAACGUACAAAGAGACGCUGAUGAAGAAAUUUAUGAGCCGUCUUCUGACUACUUACAUACACAACAUCACGAUCAUCCAAUAAUGUCUAAAGCUAGGUUUUUCUCACCCUCCGUGCAUACGCCAUAUUUCCAAGAGCGUAAAAUGGAUAUGCAAAGGCCAAAAAUACACCCGCAAGAUCUUGAUAUAUUCAUGAGCAUGCUAACGCCAAAAGCAGCAGCUACACCUAGGGAAAGCAAUCAAACUAAAGCAUCUCGAGAAGCCAUGUGUCCACGAGGCACUGUGUCCUGUCUUAGUGGAGACACGUGUAUCGAUGAGAAGCAGUGGUGCGAUGGCAACGUCGACUGUGUUGAUGUCAGUGAUGAAGCAAGCUGCGCUUGUAAGGACAGAGUCGACAAGUCUCGUCUCUGCGACGGAUACUUUGAUUGCCCUUUUGGCGAAGACGAAAUGGGCUGCUAUGGUUGCAGCGAAACUAUGUUCAGUUGCGAAGAUUUAGACAUCAGUGCUCAAAGCACUUGCUUCUCUAAAGAGCAGAGAUGCAAUAACGUUGUAGACUGUCCCAACCACAAAGAUGAACUGGAAUGCAACAUGCUAGCUCCGAGCUUACUCAAAAAACCAUUGUUUGCCAUUUCAAAUACGGAAGGUUUCCUGCAUAGAAACUUCAAAGGCGAAUGGUAUGCUGUGUGCAAGAACCCCUACAUGUGGGCUCAUGAUGCUUGCCGUCGAGAGACCGGUGUCAUUAUAAGGCCUCCUUUCAUCAGCACCGUCCCAAUUGAUCCAAUGGUUAAGGUUAACUACUUGAACACUGGUCCUGGAGGUCUAAUUCAAACAAGCGACACAUGCAUGAAUUCGUCAGCUGUUUAUGUCACCUGUCCUGACUUAAUAUGUGGGACGCGAGUGCAGUCUACGUCACAACUGCUUAAACAGAGUAAUGUUAUGGAAAAUCGUUUGUUUGGACGAAACAAAAGAUAUUUCCCAACAAGUCAUGCCUAUCCUCCGAUGUUUUACGGAAACCGCUAUAAAAGGGAUGUGAAAGAAGACAGAACUAUGACCAAUUACGGAAUGAAAAUCAAUAGAUCCUUUGAUACAAUGAGGAACAAAAGAACUGAGAGCAGGGUGGUGGGAGGAAGACCUAGCCAGCCGGCAGCUUGGCCUUGGAUGGUUGCUGUGUACAGAAACGGCAUGUUCCAUUGCGGUGGUGUUGUCAUUAAUCAUAGCUGGGUGAUAUCUGCUGCUCAUUGUGUCAGCAAGUUCUGGAAAUAUUAUUACGAAGUACAAGUUGGAAUGCUGCGUCGUUUUUCAUUUUCACCACAGGAACAAAGUCACAGAGUGACUCACGUCAUAGUCAAUCAAUUUUAUAGCCAGACUGACAUGAAAAACGAUAUGUCUCUAUUGAGAGUUGAGCCCGCCAUUCAGUUUAGCCGAUGGGUGCGACCGAUUUGUUUACCAGGCCCCGAUACAGCUGGUCCUGAUUGGCUUUGGGGACCCGCUCCUGGCACGAUCUGUACCGCUGUUGGUUGGGGAGCUACAACGGAACAUGGCCCCGAUCCCGACCACAUGCGUGAAGUAGAGGUACCUAUUUGGGAAAACUGUAAACAUCGAGAAGACCAGACUGGAAAAGAAAUAUGCGCUGGAUUCGUUGAAGGUGGAAAAGAUGCAUGCCAGGGUGAUAGUGGCGGCCCGCUUUUAUGUAGAAAUCCUUUGAAUUCUCAACAAUGGUACAUGGCAGGCAUCGUGAGUCACGGAGACGGGUGCGGUCGUAAAGAUGAGCCCGGUGUUUAUACUCGCGUCAGCCUCUUUGUAAAAUGGAUUAAAUACUAUAUAUCGUCCAAUACAUUACCUACUAUUCAACCGAUACAAGAAUGUCCUGGAUUCAAAUGUGACACUGGGAUUUCCAAAUGUCUUCCAAUGAAAAGAAGAUGUGACAAAAUAGUCGAUUGCUUAAAUGGAGAAGAUGAGACAAGGUGUGAUUUCACAAAAGCUUCAUUUACUGACAACAUACUUAUGGAAACAAAAAACACACUAGAAGAACUGUUGGAAAGAAAAGAAGCCGAAACAGAAGCUACUAUUAAGAGUAUUGAUCGGAAACAGGAAGAUACAGUGUCAACUGUGAUGCCAUUGGACAAAGAAACUAAAAAACCUCAACUUGACAACGAGCAACACCUAUCUUCAACAGAAAAUAAUGAAGGAAUAUCUACUGAUUGGAGUCAACCAAAUAUAAUGCCAACUAGGAUACCAUUUGAGGAACAAACUCCAAAACCACAACUUGAAAACGAACAGAAACCUCUAUCUUCAAUAGAAAAUAUUGAAGGAAUGUCUACUGAUUGGAGUCAACAAAAUAUAAUGCCAACUAAGAUACCAUUUGAGGAACAAACUCCAAAACCACAACUUGAAAACGAACAGCAACUCCUAUCUUCAACAGAAAAUAAUGAAGGAAUGUCUAUUGAUUGGAGUCAACAAAAUAUAAUGCCAACUAAGAUACCAUUUGAGGAACAAACUCCAAAACCACAACUUGAAAACGAACAAAACCUCUCUUCAAUAGAAAAGAUGCACUUAAAUAAUCAAGAAUGGGAAAGUAAAAAGAUAAUAAAAGAAAAGAAAGAAGACAUCAUCAGCAAAGAAAACACAGAUGAGCAACCAAAGAUUGUAGAAGUAACAACAGACUUUUCACAGACUACGCUCGAAAAUAAUGAUGGAAGAUCAGAGGGUGUCGUUUCUUCAAACGAUAUGGCCACUAAUCCCGUAGUAGAAAUGACAACUGUCAGUCGUGGUGAUACAGAAUUUAUAACAAUUGGUUUCGAUCCAGCCUCUCUCGAAUCAGGGUCAUCAAUAUUAGAUUCGACAAUAAAAUCUAUGACAUCAAGUGAUGAUUCGGAUGUUGAAGAAAACGCAAUAAAUAAUGUUUUUGAUCAAAAUACUGUGAGUUACAUAGAAACAUCUACUUCUGGUUUAGCAUUGAAAGAAGUUGAAGAUCAAGAAAAGGAAUCAUCGUCGUUAUCAAGCAAAGAAAAUGUUGCAAAUGGUCACAAUGACAACGAUUCAGGCUUAAUUGUAAAACUUCUGCCAGAAUCGGAAACCAUAUCUCCUGACCUAGAAGCCGACUCAAAACUCAUUCAUGAAGAACUUCAGACAAUUACCGCUAAUAUUAAUCAGGAAAAUAAAGGUUCCAAAUCUCUUCCGGACACCGAAGAUUUAAAUCAUCUUGAAAAUAUAGUGACAUCUGAGCUAGAACCACCCAAAUCAAGGAGAAAGCAUCGCAACCCUCCCACAUUUGAAUGCAGAAGAAUUAAGCAAACCAUACCUUAUCACCAGCGAUGUGACAGAAAAGCGGAUUGCGAGGAUGGCACUGAUGAACUCGACUGCACUUGUACUGACUAUUUGAUAACUUUUGACAACAAGCUUAUAUGCGAUGGAAUAUCGGAUUGUGCUGAUGGGCAAGAUGAACAGGACUGUUUCAGUUGCCCAGAAGAUCAUUUCUUGUGUAGUAAAAGCCAGGUUUGCUUACCCGAAAAACAUGUCUGUGACGGAAAACGAGAAUGUCCUCUAGGCGAAGAUGAAAUGAAUUGCUACGCUUUAUCCAACGGUCAAGACAUGGAAUUUGAUUUAGAUGAAAGACCGCUGGUAAACCUAGAAGGUUACUUAACAAAAAAACACUUCAACAAUGAGUGGCAUGUACUUUGUUACGACGAAUUAUCAACUGAGAAGCAAGAACAGGCUGCUACGCAUAUUUGUCGCUACCUAGGAUUUAGUGGCGCAAAUAGAUAUCCUGUGAAAUACAUCAACAUCAACGAGAAUGAUAUCAUGAGGAUCGGAACACACAACAAUAGGCACCGAAGAGAUACAAUUAGGCGUGCUCCUGUCCACUUCGCCUACAGACAGGAAGGUUCAGACAAUGAUACAAGUCGACAUACUAUCAUUAAAAGUCCACAGGUACUAAAAGAAGAAUGUGUACCAAACGUAACAAAAACUUGUAAAGCUUUGUAUGUUGCUUGUGACAAUUCUCUCUUCACCAACUUUGAAGAUGAAGACGAUUCAGACAAUAGCGUGUUCAAACGAGAUUCAUCGGUCAGUAACCGAGAAUGGCCUUGGGUUGCGAAGGUCUUUGUUGAAGGCGACUACAGAUGCACUGGAGUUUUAGUUAAUUUAUCCUGGGUCUUAGUAAGCGAUUCGUGUCUUUGGGAUACCACCCUUUCUCAUCAUUUUAUAACAGUUGUGCUAGGAUCUCAUAGAACUUUAGAAGGUCUGACCAGCAUGCAUGAACAAGUUUAUCAAGUUGAUUAUAAGAAGGACAUUUAUCGCAGCAAAGCAACAUUGUUGCAUCUAAAAGAACCAGCACAUUACUCAAAUGUCGUAAAGCCCAUGAUUGUUGCUUCUCCCUAUACUCCGGAAGAGAAAUCGACUUGCGUAGCCGUUGGUCAAGACUAUAAAAACAAUACAAUAAGUGUAUUUUUGGAAGAAACUAAUGAAAACUGUCACCCUAGCAAUCGUUGUUUCAAACGAAAAUCAACGGAAAGUAUUUGCCCGGCUGAGGUCCAAUCAAACCAACAUUGGGCUGGUAUCAUAAGUUGUCAUACUGACCAUGGAUGGUAUCCUGCUGCUACAUUCGUUGAUGGCAGAGGAGAAUGUGGAUUAAAAGACCAUAUUAACGCUACAGAUCUAGACCACCUUAAACACGAAAUACAUAGACACUACGGUAAGAAGACACUGCCGUCUCAAAUCGAUAAGGAAUUUGGUGAACACUGCGAAGGAAUGCGAUGUGGAAGAGGUCGGUGUGUUGGAUUGCUUCAAGUUUGUAACGGUGUUAGAGAUUGCGAAGAUGGUAAUGACGAAUCUGAACAAGCCUGUGAGAAGAAACACACAAUGUGCGAUAAAGAUCCGUACUAUAAAGGAUGCGAAUGUUCAGUCGGUCAAAUGAAAUGCCACAACGGCAAAUGCAUAUCGAAGGAACUAUUCCAAGAUGGCCGCGACGAUUGUGGUGACGGUACCGAUGAGCCUGGUCACUCUGUCUGUUCAGUCUACUUGGCUAGAGUUAUGCCUUCGAAGCUGUGUGAUGGAAUUCUCAACUGCCAUGAUAGGAGCGAUGAAGAUCCUAUGUUCUGCAAGUGUUUCGCGAAGAAGAGUUAUAAGUGCGGUUCUAAGUUAGGCGUCGAUCACUGCGUGGCUCCAGAUAUGGUGUGUGACGGUGUUCGGGAUUGUCCUAAUGGAGAAGAUGAACAGGUCUGCAUAGGACUCAACGCUCCACAAGGAACACCAUACGGAACCGGUCAAGUGACGGUCCGGCGUCAUGGCGUGUGGCAUUCCAAGUGCUAUACCUCACCGAACCACACUAAAACCGAAUUGGAAGCAAUCUGUUCAGAAUUAGGUUUCAAGAGCGGACAUGCGAAGCAAAUCAAAGAAAUCGAAAAUUUCGUAGUUCAUCCGUAUAAUAACUUAGUGGUCGACCCCUUCAACGAAAUUACGCUCAAUAAUAAUACAGUAAUAAAAAUGAGAAAUUCACACGAGCCAAUAGCUAAGGCGGUGUUCGAUGAGAAUCUAAAGGAAUGUUACCCAGUUUUUAUAGAAUGUCGUUAGGCUACCCUAUGUUAUUUAUUUUAUUUAUUUAUG